GUGGCAGAUGCAUCUCCCCUUUCUCAAGCCCAGAAUCAAGCUCCAAAAUGGCAACAACGUCUCCGCUCGACGAGCACGCCCAAAAAGGCGAAUACGUAAUCAGGAAGUCCGGUCGCCCCUUUACCAAGGACUUCCGCAUUCACUUUGAGCGUGCUCACGACGGCGUGCCCGUAUCGCCCUUCCAUGACAUUCCGCUGUACCAUGACAGGGAGAAGGGGAUACUAAACAUGGUCAUUGAAAUCCCGAGGUGGAGCAAUGCCAAGUUCGAGAUAUCUCGCGAAAAGAGCCUCAACCCCAUCGUACAGGACACCCUCGACCACGCACCGCGUUUUGUCAAGAACUUCUUUCCUUAUAGGGGCUACAUUUGGAACUACGGCGCCCUCCCGCAGACCUGGGAAGACCCGGACCACAAGGACCCGGAAACGGGCGCCCCGGGAGAUAACGACCCGCUCGACGCAUGCGAGAUUGGCCGGGCAGUAGCUCCAGGGCCGGGCACCGUCCGGCGGGUCCGGCCCCUCGGCGUGCUGGGCCUGCUCGACGCCGGGGAGACGGACUGGAAGGUACUGGUGGUGGAUGUCGACGACCCGGUGCUGGGUGCCCGGCUGCGCGACUUGCCCGACGUCGAGCGCCUCCUGCCGGGACUGCUCGACGCCACCCGCGACUGGUUCCGCUUCUACAUGGUCCCCGACGGCCGGCCUCCUAACGAGUUCGCCUUUGGUGGCCAAUGGAAGGGGCGCAGGUUUGCCGAGAAGAUCAUUGCAGAUUGCGAGGACGCUUGGAAGAGGCUGGUAAAGGGCAAGACCAAGCGCGAGGAUAUCUCACUAGACAACACCACGCUGGACGGGACACCGGGCAAGCUGGAUCCGGACGAGGUGCGCUUGCCCCCCGACGAGGACCUUCCUCCAGCACCGAUCGAGCAGGAUUUGGACGAGUGGUUCUAUAUUGACCGGAAGACUGCGGAGGACGGCGAGGGCUCUUUGAGUGGGAAUAACAUGACGAUUGUGUUGGAGAUGCAAGAAUGACACUUGAGAUGUGUUGGGAAUCAUAUGCCACGAGUUUAGGAACGUUGAGACAUUUCUUGCUCCAGUCCCUUGGUCGCGUCUACCCAACAUUGUAAACUUGUGACUCCAACGGACCCCAGAGACUUUACGAAUUUCACUUUUGAACAAGCCGAAACGGGGCAUCGAAGUUUGCG
Molecule: messenger RNA, 1195 nt
Organism: Thermothelomyces thermophilus ATCC 42464
Lineage: Eukaryota; Fungi; Ascomycota; Sordariomycetes; Sordariales; Chaetomiaceae
Exons: 4
Coding region: 48-1022 (324 amino acids)
Biological process (GO): phosphate-containing compound metabolic process
Cellular component (GO): nucleus; cytoplasm
Molecular function (GO): magnesium ion binding; inorganic diphosphate phosphatase activity
Source: RefSeq, a predicted model, not a curated record